CUGUCGGAAACCCUCAGCCCCCACAGACCUGGAAGCGGAGGUGGCACGGCCAUGGCGAGAGCCACCAGGCGAGGCGGCGGUGUCCCGCUCCCUGACACUGCGAGGCGGGCUCGGCUUGCCAGAGGGCUGCCACCUGCCUCCUUCUCUCGGCUGAUUUGGGCGUCUGAAGGCUUUUUGGGGAGGGAGGCAGAGGAAAAACCACGCGUCCAGGAGCCGGCUGGGGCCCUGCUGCCUCAGGCACCGGCUGGCUGGCGGCAGCCCCGGCCUGUGGCCGCGGGGGAGCGGUGUCGGCCGGGGCUGGGAAGGGGGCUGCGGGCGUUCGUGGCGUUGGGGUUUUAUUUCUUCUUCUUCUUUAGGGGAGGGAGCUCGGGGUUUGAUUUCUUUCAGGGAGAGCGCGGCCGGGCUGAGAGAAGGGAAGGAAACUUUCUUAACCCCUUAACCUCCCCCCCCCCCCCCCCCCCCCCCCCCCCGCAGGAUGCUCCGGAUAUUUUUGAAAGGGCGGAAGAGUGAGAAAGCGAGCAGCGCACCCAGGGGCAUCUCAUGCUCCUGAGAAGGUCCCCCUGACACCUCGCUUCUGGGAUUAAAGGCUGGGGCUGGAGAAACUCCUCCCCUUCCCUCCGCUUCUUCCCCCCCCCCCCCCCCCCCCCCCUCCUAUUUCCUAAGGCCAUUAAAAAAAAAAAAAAAAAAAGGAAAAAAAAAUAAUUUUAAGGAGCCUGGAGUAACCGCGGCCGGUGGGGUAGGGGACGAGCAGCUUUCCUCUGCGGAUCCAUCGCCCGGCACCACGCCGGGGUGCAGGGAUGGGGAGCACUGCCAUGGACACCAAGAAGAAAGAUGCCUCCAGCAGCAGCAGCAGCAGCAGCAGCAGGAAAAGCUCCAGCCAGAAGAAACUCAUGCUGCGAGUGCACAUCCCCGAUCUCAGCUCUUUUGCCAUGCCAUUUUUGGACGGUGAUGUGGAGAACACAGACAAAAAUGCUUCUCGCAAGGUGGAAGAAAGCUACUCUGCAGGCAGCCCUUCGAAAGGCCUUUUCUCCAAAGGGCUCCAGAACCGACCUUCCAGUCCUGUUUCUGCCCCUGUGAGAUCCAAACAUAGCCCCGGCUCACCCAAAACAGUCUUCCCCUUCCCCUACCAGGAGUCUCCCCCACGCUCCCCACGCCGAAUGAGCUUCAGUGGGAUCUUCAGGUCCUCCUCCAAAGAGUCCUCCCCCAAUUCUAACCCGUCUACCUCUCCUGGGGGCAUCAAGUUUUUCUCCAGAUCAAGAAAAACCUCUGGCCUCUCUUCUUCUCCAUCUACCCCAACACAAGUGACCAAGCAGCCCACGUUUCCUCUUGAAUCCUAUAAGCAUGAGCCCGAGAGACUAGAAACACGGAUUCACUGUUCUUCACCUCCGGACACAGGGCAGAGAUUUUCUUUGCCUCCCUCCCAAAGUGCAGCCAAGCCUCCUAUAAUGACACCAUCUCCCUGUGCUACCUCAAAAACAGCGGCUCCGGCUCCCUCUCAGCUCCCGGCCGCCUCCGAAGGGAUGCUGGAGAAACUGGAGCUCGAAGAUGAAGCACUUGAAGAAUCGGAAAGUGACAUUUAUGUGCGAUUCAUGAGGUCACACAAGUGUUAUGACAUUGUUCCAACAAGCUCUAAGCUUGUUGUUUUCGACACUACGCUACAAGUAAAGAAGGCCUUUUUUGCCUUGGUGGCAAAUGGUGUGAGAGCAGCUCCACUGUGGGAGAGUAAAAAACAGAGUUUUGUAGGAAUGUUAACAAUUACAGAUUUCAUUAACAUACUGCAUAGAUACUAUAAAUCUCCAAUGGUUCAGAUCUAUGAAUUGGAGGAGCACAAGAUAGAAACUUGGAGGGAGCUUUAUUUACAAGAGACAUUUAAACCUUUAGUGAACAUCUCCCCAGAUGCAAGCCUUUUUGAUGCUGUAUAUUCAUUGAUCAAAAACAAAAUCCACAGAUUGCCAGUUAUAGAUCCUGUCAGUGGAAAUGCACUUUAUAUACUUACCCAUAAAAGAAUCCUGAAGUUCCUCCAGCUUUUUAUGUCAGAGAUGCCAAAGCCUGCCUUUAUGAAGAAGAAUCUGGAUGAACUUGGAAUAGGAACUUAUCACAACAUUGCCUUCAUACAUCCAGACACUCCUAUCAUUAAAGCCUUGAAUAUAUUUGUAGAGAGAAGGAUAUCAGCGUUACCUGUUGUGGAUGAGUCAGGAAAAGUUGUAGAUAUUUAUUCCAAAUUUGAUGUAAUAAAUCUUGCUGCUGAAAAAACGUAUAAUAACCUAGAUAUCACGGUGACGCAAGCCCUACAGCACCGUUCUCAGUAUUUUGAAGGUGUUGUAAAGUGUAGUAUGCUGGAAACACUGGAGACCAUUGUUGAUAGAAUAGUGAAGGCUGAGGUUCAUCGUUUGGUGGUAGUGAAUGAAGCAGAUAGCAUUGUGGGUAUCAUCUCCCUUUCUGACAUUCUACAGGCUUUGGUACUCACGCCAGCAGGUGCCAAACAAAAGGAGAACGAAAGUGAAUGACUGCUGUGAAUGUAUAAACGUUUGUAGGAGAACUUGAACAAAGUUUCUGGGUCAAGUAUGUCUCAAGAACAGUGACUGCAAUAGAACAGAGCAGGAUGGUUGAGGAUGUGUAUUGGGACUUAGUGAUGGAUGAUGAGUCUCUUCCCCCCCAGUGAUGUCGCAAAAAAACAAAGCAGCAUGACAAAAGCUUAUGUUAAAAUGUAGGCUUGUCUUUCAAAACGUCUUCAGAACAUUUGCUGGAAGACUUCACAUGAUGUCCUUCAUUAAAAUGCACUGUAUUCUGAAACUUUUUCAUUUUGUAUUUGACAGAAGUCACUGGUCAGCAAUGGAUAUAUGUGACAUAAGGCAAGUGUAUGGCAUAUUCAUAUCAUAGUGCCUUAUGUCAAAAUACAGCAAUAUGUCAUCACUGUUGCCCAUCACUGUCAAAGGAAGUAUUGUGCUAAACGAGACACUGUAUUUGAAUGUGAAAGUCUUUAAACCUAAACCAAAUCAGUUUCAGUUCUCAUUAGACUUGUCAUAAAAGCUGUAAUUUGAAGAUCAGUAGACUUCUUUAAAACUUUAAUGACAGUUUUGUGUUAAAUGUUGCAUUCUGAACCGAGAUGUAAAACGAGACUGAUUUUAAAAACAGCUUUAUUUAUUUUUACUUUCAUGACAAUUUUUUACACAUCUUUGGUGGAUAGCUAAAAUUUCACCAUAUCCAUUAAUAAACUGUUGAUUGUUAUACAAA
Molecule: messenger RNA, 3234 nt
Organism: Cygnus olor (mute swan)
Lineage: Eukaryota; Metazoa; Chordata; Aves; Anseriformes; Anatidae
Gene: PRKAG2
Product: protein kinase AMP-activated non-catalytic subunit gamma 2
Exons: 16
Coding region: 798-2507 (569 amino acids)
Source: RefSeq, a predicted model, not a curated record